GUAUUGACCUAUUUUCCUUCAUACUUGACAUUUGUUCAAAGAAAGUUUCAAUAUAAGAUAAAAAUAAGUUUGCAACUGGAAAGUUGAAAAAUCAGUAAUAGCUAUACAACUUUAAAACUAUUUUUUUUAUGCAAAAGUAAAAAUUAACUUUUUAUUCUUCUAUUAACAACAGGUUCUAAAACUUGAUUUUAACAUCAAACAACAAAAGGAAAUAAAUGGAUUAUCAAAAUAAGAUUAAAAAAAGAAACAGAGACAUUUUGAAUGACACUGCGUCUAUAGAUGUUAUUGAUGGACCUCCAAAAAAGCCUAAAAUGCAUGAGGAUGGGGCUUCCAUAUCAAAUCAAAAAAAUUUGAUUCAAAUCAACGAAAGUUGUUCAAGUACCCAAAUCAGUUCGGAAAAUAUAAUAAGGAAAGAAGAGAAAGUUUUAGUCAGGAAUGACGAGGAAGGUAUAGAAUUUUCGCACAUAAGAUAUUUUCCUAAAAAGCCAACAAGAGAUUUAUCGAAGGUUGAUUUCAAGUUUAACUCUAAUAACUUUUAUGAUACUAACACUUUUCCAAGAGGAACUUUAACAAUAAUAAAUGUAAACAACUUUAUGAAAUCUUCUGGUGUGCAUAAAGACUCUAGAUUAGGUACAGAGGAUGAUGCAGAGAUUCUAUGUAAUCUUUUCCUAGAAUUAGGUUUUAAAAUAGAUAAAAUUAACAAUCCCAAGUCAACUGAUGUAUUAAAAAUACUGAAGCAGGCAGCAAAUGAAGAUUAUUCUUCAAUGAGUUGUUGUGUGGUCGCAUUACUAUCAUAUGGAGAAGAGGGCAAAAUUAUUUGCACAAACGAAUCUUUAAAUAUAAGGGAAAUAACAAAUCUAUUCUGCACCAAAGCUUUAGCAGGAAAACCAAAAUUUUUUUUAGUUGAAAGUUGUCUAGGAAAAAAUUACAUAGAAUCAUUAGACAGUGUUGAUGGCCGUGCAUUAUCAAAUAGUGCAAAUCUUGGAUUACCACAUAAUGCAAAUGUUCUAAAACUGCCUGAAGAAAGCGAUUUUUUGUAUGCCUAUUCAACAGUUCUAGGUUCUUUUUCAAACAAAGAAAUUGGUUCGUGGUUUAUCAAAGCUGUUGUUUCUGUUUUUUGUGAAUACGCCCAUAAAAUGGACGUUGUUCAACUUUUAACACGUGUGAACGAUAAAGUAAGCGAAAAAAGGUCGGAAACCAUAGAUAAAGCAACAAACAAUAAAAAACAAAUCGGCUUAAUAAUCUCUCAAUUGCGAAAGGAGUUAUUUUUACCACCAAUUUAUGGACCAAUGGAAAUCGUAUAAAAUUCAUAUUUUGUUGAAAACUAAAAUAUAUUACUAAUAUUCAAA
Molecule: messenger RNA, 1349 nt
Organism: Hydra vulgaris (swiftwater hydra)
Lineage: Eukaryota; Metazoa; Cnidaria; Hydrozoa; Anthoathecata; Hydridae
Product: caspase-3
Biological process (GO): proteolysis
Molecular function (GO): cysteine-type endopeptidase activity
Source: RefSeq, a predicted model, not a curated record